AUGAGUAUUAAUGAUAUUCGCGCGGGAAUCCCGUUACCAGUCGUAAAUCAUAUUUCAUCACAGCUUGAAGCAAACCCUGACACCGGCGGAAUAAGACUACAAGCACCUAAAACGGCGGAAGAGCCGUAUCCAGAUUAUGGGGAAAAGGCAAGUGAAGCGGCCCGCUUAUUUGGAAGAAUAUCAGACCGAGUUUUCCCAAUUGGGAAAUCGUACUCUCAAGGAGAGUUCGAGCAAGGAGAAGACGAAUACGAAUGGGACAAUAGUUCCGGCGAAGAAUAUCUCUCAGAAUCAGAAGACGAACCUGCCAAUCAUCAAAACAAACCCUUCUCCGAUCCAGCAGGCGGCAGAAUGGCAAGAAAAUCUGACGAAACAUUUGAACAAGAUUGGAAUAGGCGAUCCAAACGGUCUGCCAAGUGUUUCGCCAGUGAUGUCACCGGCUCUUUUAUCGAAGAUGAACGGAAUCAACUUUCUGACAGUGAUGACAGGCGAAACAGCUCCUCCUUUGCCUCCAGAUACAAGCAACAAAGAAACUUUCCCAAGCGUAGAAAACGACCAAUUAUCCGUCACCGAUAUGGACACUAUGGAGACGAGGAUGACAACCGAAACGGACCCUUCUAUUACAAUGAAAGAACCGACGAAUUCGAGUACGGAGAGCCAAGAUUGGUGGGAGAGUCCUCAAGAAAAGUCGCCACUGCCGUCAAGGGGGAACGCCAACGAAGAACCGAUGGAUUUAGACCCGUUAGAUUUAGGUCCAGACGCGUUGGAAAGACUCCCUCCACAACCGGCUCCGUUACCACCCCCACCGCCAACAAUGCCACCACCCCCGAUCAAAUCAUCACAAUUACCGAUGACGAGGAUGAAGAGCAGCAGCCAACAAAGCCAAGAAAACGAGUUGUCACCCCCUUCCGCUUACCAAAAGGUUCCACAACAGCAGCAGAAUCAAGCAGUGGAUCAAGCUCCGAGGGAGAACCUGACGAGGGAGACCCGCUCACAAACAUCGACAACUUUUGGGGAUGA
Molecule: messenger RNA, 1017 nt
Organism: Oikopleura dioica
Lineage: Eukaryota; Metazoa; Chordata; Appendicularia; Copelata; Oikopleuridae
Source: the annotation of a GenBank genome assembly